Ipomoea triloba (trilobed morning glory) is the source of this 2635-nucleotide messenger RNA. RefSeq lists its product as uncharacterized. The record is from RefSeq and is a predicted model, not a curated record. The transcript has 11 exons. Gene Ontology annotation, biological process: proteolysis. Gene Ontology annotation, molecular function: cysteine-type peptidase activity. NCBI's taxonomy places the organism in Eukaryota, Viridiplantae, Streptophyta, Magnoliopsida, Solanales, Convolvulaceae. Bases 499 to 2526 code for a protein of 675 amino acids.
GUGAUUAGUUUUCCGCUACUGUUCUUUGUGGAAACUAUAGCGGAAAACUAUCGCAUUAAAAAAAUUAAAUAUACUAAUCCGCGGCUGUUCCACAUAGGAACGGUGGCGGAAAAAUAAAGAAAAACAACAGACCUGCAUCAGAUCUGCGCCUUCGCCUCUCACUCACUCACUCACCCAUUCGAUUUUUCACUUCAUCGCCUCGCCGUCUUUCUUGCUCAAAGAAAAACGACCAGAUCUGAAUCGCCACCGCCUCUAGUCGCCACUCUCUCGCCGUCUCUCACUUCACCUUGCCCAUCCACAACCUCUCCACCGCCACAGCUCAGAUUUAGCGACGCCCGCAACCACCGCCACAGCCGCUGUCGUCACUGCCACAGCUCACUCAGUCGGUCUCCUUCGCCGUUGCCACCGUACCGCCGUCGUCUCCUCCGCCUCCGCCCCAGCCACCGUCGGCCGCUGUCUCCGCGUACUGCCAGUCUGUGCAGGUAAAUAUAGACAACAAUGACUGAUCAAUCUACAUCUACUCCUUCAGACACUCCUACUUUAGAACCUACUUCUGCUUCUACAAAUAAAGGAAGAGGCCCUACAACAUGCAGAAGCUUGAAAAAGAAGAAGGCUACUGAACAACUUUCAGUUCAUUUUGAUCAAUAUGGUAGGGUAAUCGGACCAUAUGCGACGAAGUUUGUAUCGUAUAUUGGGAGUUUGGUUCGGUCUCAAGUUGAUAUUAACAUCAAGAAGUGGCGUGAUGUAGAUGCAGGCCUUAAAAAUAUCAUUUGGGAAGAUGUGAAGAAAGAGUUUGAUUUGCAAGAUGAUUCAAGGAAGUCUAAUGUUUUGAAAAUUGCAUCACUGAGAUGGAAACAAUUCAAGAGUAGAUUGAUACGUGAAUAUGUUAACAACAAACACCCAAAGUAUAAGUCUCCUAUAGAGCUUUAUGAUUUCUUGGGUGAAGAUCAGUGGACUAGGUUUGUUGCAGGACGGCAGACUGAAGAGUUUAAGGAAAAAUCUAAAAAAGCGAGGGAAAUGCAAGCGUUAAAUAAGCAUCCACACUUCUUAGGUUCUGGUGGAUAUGCGAAGAAACGACAAGAGUGGAUGCAAUCAGACCCUCUAUCUUCACAGUCUUCGUGUGCGUCUGUUAGCUCGUCUUUGAUGUCUGAUGAUCGCAGCUUUGAUUGGAUACGAGCAAGGACCAAAAAAGCAGACGAUGGAAGUUACUUUAUGCCGAAUGAAAAAACACAAGAAGUGUUUCAUAAAAUUGUAGAAAAAUGUGAAGAAAUCAAUCAAGGGACAUUUGAACCCAAGAGACAUCAUGACAUACUGUCAACAGUUCUUGGAAAGGAAGAUCAUCCAGGUUCUGUACGAGGGAUUGGUUCAUACUCUACCAUCCAAGGAGUGUUUGGUAGACCGGAUCGAAAAAUGAGCACAUCGGGUGAGGUUUUCACAGUGGAUGUUGUCAAAGAAAUGAUGAACAAAUGUAGGCAAGACAUGGUGACAGAAAUGGAAGCAAAGAUGCAACCCAAGAUCGAUAGCUUCAACCAACAACUCCAAUUCUUGUUGAAGAACAUUUCGGCGACACAUCUAUUUCCACAUGGGGUCUCGGACGAAAUUGCUCAAAGUGUUUAUACCCCUUGUGAUCUACCGCUUUGUGAUCCACCUCCUACUCGUAGUAGCUGUUAUUCAGUUGACACAUAUCCAGUUACAACAAUUAAGAGUUUACCAAAACAAAAUAAGAACCCAAGAGAUCAAAGUGGUGAACUAUCUGGUACUGGUAUACGACCUCCCAUUGUUGGUGAUGAUGUCUUACAGCACUUGGGAGACAGUUGCAAGUACUUAGUCAUGCUAUUGACACUAUUUCCACUUCAUAAAGACUUCAUUGAGUUGGAUAUAGAUCAGGCAAUCUUUCAUCAUACAAACACGACUUCUAUUUUUGUGAUGAUGGAUGAUAUAAAGGAUUUGAUAACGAUGCAUUGGCUUAACGUCUCAAUCAUACAAGUGUUUAUAUUAUUUCUUAAUCGGUUGUGCAAUCAACUUCAAGUCACGUCAAUCGGGUUUGUCUGCCCGACUCAGAUUUCAAAAGAUAUGGUUGUACAACAUCCUACUGCUGUUACUUCAUAUUUUGUUCACCUCAUGAAGCAGCACAACAAUAAACAAUUUAUUUUAGCACCAUAUCAUCAAGAGUCUCAUUGGUUACUCUUGGUGAUUUGCAUACACUCAAAGAUGGUAUAUGUCUUGGAUCCUUUGCCUUGUGAUCGCUACAUCGAAAUUAAAGUUAUUCUGAAUGUGGCAUUUCGCUCUGUUCCUUCAAAUGGACGGGUUAGGAGCAUAAAUUGGAAGCAGUGCAAAUGCCCGAUUCAACCGAGAAGUGUUGAAUGUGGAUAUUAUGUCAUGCGUUACAUGUUUGACAUCGUGACAAAAUAUUCAUCUAUUGACUGUUUGGAUGAGGCAUUUCAAAGCAAUAACCCUUACUCUAUCAACGAAGUAAAUGAGAUCCAAGAGCUAUGGGCAAAAUACUUCGUGAAAGAGUGCAUAUAAUGUAACUUUUAUUUUAGAUUAAAUAUUAUCUUGUUUUGAUAACUAAUUAUUGUGUUGAAAGUAACAGAUUGAUAUAAAUUAAAGUAUGAGUUAAUUCCAUUUUUGGUCA